Molecule: messenger RNA, 1376 nt
Organism: Xylona heveae TC161
Lineage: Eukaryota; Fungi; Ascomycota; Xylonomycetes; Xylonales; Xylonaceae
Product: Mak16 protein
Exons: 3
Coding region: 166-1176 (336 amino acids)
Biological process (GO): maturation of 5.8S rRNA; maturation of LSU-rRNA
Cellular component (GO): preribosome, large subunit precursor; nucleolus
Source: RefSeq, a predicted model, not a curated record
GCAAGAGCACCAAGGAGACUCUUCAUCUCUUUGGCUCGUGUAUCCACCCUCGUUCGUUAUAGAUUGACGGACUCAGUCGGCCGACUUUGGGUCCGCAUUCUUAUUGCGAGAGCAUCUAAAUAUUUAGAAGCGGGAAAUUGAAGUUGCCACUUCAACCUGUCCGCCAUGGCUUCAGACGAAAUUGUUUGGCAGGUCAUCAACCAGCAAUUCUGCUCCUUCAAGCUCAAAACGACAAAGGAGCAAAACUUUUGCCGCAACGAAUACAAUGUUACCGGCCUCUGCAACCGCCAGUCAUGUCCGCUGGCAAAUUCGCGCUAUGCCACCAUCCGUUCCAAUCCGGAGACUGGAACCCUUUAUCUAUAUAUGAAGACUAUCGAACGGUCUCACAUGCCAUCGAAAUGGUGGGAGCGAAUUAAACUUUCUUCCAAUUAUUCAAAGGCGCUUGAGCAACUUGACGAGAGACUUAUUUAUUGGCCCAAGUUUCUGGUUCACAAAUGCAAGCAAAGGCUUACACGUUUGACUCAAGUAAAUAUCCGGAUGAAACGCUUGGCAAAGGAGGAAGCACGACUGGGUGAGAAAUUGGUACCAAAGAUGGCGCCCAAAAUUCGGCGACGAGAAGAAAAUCGUGAGAGAAAGGCUGAGGCGGCAGCAAAGGUCGAAAGAGCCAUUGAGCGGGAGCUUAUUGAGAGAUUGCGAAGCGGUGCUUAUGGUGACAAGCCGCUGAACGUGGAGGAGAAUAUUUGGAAGAAGGUUCUUAGGGGUCUGGAGAGAGGUGGCGAGGGAGUUAGGGAUGAGGAUCUUGAUGAGGGUAUUGAGGACGAUGAGCUCGAGGGCGAAGAAGAGGAAGAGGAAGAGGGUGUUGGUGAUGUCGAAUACGUUAGCGAUCUUGAGGGCGAAGACGAAGAUGAGGAAGGUCUGGAAGACCUCGAGGAUUGGCUUGGCAGUGAGGAGGGCGAGGGCUCUGAGGAAGACAGCAGUGCGCCGAGCGAUGAGAGCGCCGAUGAGAGCAGCAGCGAGGAGGAAGAUGCAACUGCGAAGAAACCCGGCGCAGGCGGCAAGAGGAAGAGAGGAAACGCUCCCUCCGCCAAACCCAAGAAGAAAGGUCCUCGCGUCGAAAUCGAAUAUGAGAUGGAACAGGAGCCUGCUGCGCGGGAAGCUGUUUCUUCAUAUGCAUAAUCAGCUCAGGCUAUUGAAUGGCGUUUUGGCGGCGCUCUGGGGGAUUAUUAGGAAUCUGAAGUGGCACAAAUGUAGCACUGCAUUCAUUGCGGGGAAUUCAAAAGUAGCUCUAAUAAAUUCCAGUCACUUUAAUUUCGUAAUUGUGCCUUUUGUUGGAAACUUUGCGGCUGGGUUUAUCGAGCAGUGUCUUCUGUGUGGCC